Molecule: messenger RNA, 1826 nt
Organism: Asparagus officinalis (garden asparagus)
Lineage: Eukaryota; Viridiplantae; Streptophyta; Magnoliopsida; Asparagales; Asparagaceae
Product: zinc finger CCCH domain-containing protein 30
Exons: 4
Coding region: 150-1652 (500 amino acids)
Molecular function (GO): metal ion binding
Source: RefSeq, a predicted model, not a curated record
CUCAUCUGGCCCCUUCUUCUUCUUCGUCAUCCCCCCUUCUUCUUUACAAACAGAAGAUUAAAGAUAACAAGGAAUCGAUUAGGGUUAGGGUUUUGUUUUGUCGAUUAGAUCGUCGAGUUGUUCGUCUUUCCUCGGGCUAGGGCUUUUGGAUGGCUGGAUUGAAGCAAGCCAAGAGGGUUUCGUGGCCAACCGAUGGGAAUCUGUGUAAGGUGAGAUUAUUUCUAUCUGAGGAUGCUCCGUCCCAAUCUGUACUUGGAACCCAAGAUCAACUUCAGGCGAAAGCUACAUGGCUGUUGCAUGCAGCAGGUUUAUCAGAUUCAGAUGAUUCUCUACCUCCUGGUUUUGAAGCGCCUCAGAAGUACCACCACCCUAAAAUAGAAAUAUCUCAAAUCCCCCUCAUCAAGUGGCAAUGCCCUCCAAGAUUAAUCUUGAACUCAGAAUGGCUGGUGGUUGCUGGAGAAGAAAGCAAAGAGGUGGCCAUAGAGAAUCUGAGGCAAUCUGGCGUUCUUGAAGCAAUCUAUCCUCGUCCAUCUUCAGUUCCUCUAAACCCUUUCGUCACUCCUGACAUCCAAGCUACCCAUUUUGAUGAUUCCUGCACCCCUUCCAUUCCUAUUACUGCGAUUGAAGAUGAGGAUGGAGUAGAGCAAUUGGAUACGUCGUCUGUACCAAACAAUUUACCUGCACUGUUGCAUAAUUUACAAAAUAACGGAACCCUACAAAACUCGUUAGCAGAUCUCAGAUCCACUUACGAGCAAUUACAAUCACAGUCUAGUGCAGCAUCUUCAAUGCCUAAUCUGCUUCGUUUGGAGCAACCACCAUCGUCAUCACUCACGCCGACUGCCACUGCUGCACUCCUCGCAGAACCUGAUGUCUUUGCUGCUGCAUCUGCUGCUUUCACAGCCAUCAUGAAGAGCUCCGAGGAAGGGAGCUUGAUCGAUCAUGAAUUGCUUAUCAAUAUCUUAAGCGAUCCAGUGAUGGUGAAGAGGUUGGCCUCAGAGUAUGGAGACUCACAACCGCAACAAACUCCACCUCCACAAUCUCAGCCUGUUGUUUCCGCACAAGCUGCAUAUUCACGGCCACCAAUUCAGUCUGUGGUUAAUACACAAGCUGCACCAUCACGAGCAACAACACUGCAGCCUAAUGUGUCUAAAUCACCAGCUAUACCAUCAUGGUCAGCAACACCCCCGGUUGUUACUGCAACAGUUGCAGGGCCAUCACGGGCCCUACCAUCCCAGAUGUCUGCUCCGCAAUCCUCGCACGUUUUUCAGAUGCCUCAUCGUCCUCCUCCACCACCUCCGCAUAUUUUAUCGACCAUAGCUCCUGUGAGAGCUCCUCCUCCAGUAAGGGACGCCAACUAUUACAAGAGUUUGAUUCAGCUACACGGUGGAGAGAAGCAAGAAGCUCGAGAAAAUCCAGUGCUCUUCGGUAGUCUUGGUAGUGGUAUGGAUCCAGUGGGAGCAAAUCAGAGGGAUCAUCAGAUGGGAAAGGUUUCGAAGCCGUGCGCCUACUUCAACACCCCGAGAGGGUGCAGGCAUGGCUCUAGCUGCUUGUUCCAGCAUGACGCUUCGUCAUCGGCGCCUCAGCGGAUUGAGCAGCACAACGGGACGACCAAAAGAAUUAAACUAGAGGGGGGAAUGUUUGGAAGGAAUUGACGUCUCUGCGUUCUUCUUAUUUGUUUCUUUCCUUUGUAAUAAUUUUUAUUUACUUAUUUUCUUUUCGGUAAAUAUUUGUCUUCGGUGCUUUUGUUCUACUUGUUUGUUAUGGUUCCUCGAUAAUCUUGUCCUCAGUACCUUUCUUGAGAAUCAAAGGUUUUGCUUUGAGCUUUA